AUGCGCAGGGAGGCGAAAAUGCGAGAAUUCGUCAAAAACGGUGCUGUCGAAUCGAAACCUGAAGAGUCUUUCUCGUUCAGAGUAACAUGCAAUCGUGCUGGAGAGAAGAGUCGUCACAACUUCUCUUCUAUGGAUGCGGCAAGAGCAUUGGGAGGAAUAAUUAACCGUGUUUUUGGCUGGCGUCCUGACAUGGAGAACUUCGAUAUGGAAGUUCUGCUCAACAUAAGAAAUGACAUGAAGAAGCUUACCGUAGUUCGUCAUGAAAUAGCAUCGGCCAACUACAAGAUCGACGAUGCUUGGAAGAAGAGCGAAAGAGACCCGAAGAGUUUGGACAAGCUCCGCGAGUUGAAAGAAAGUAGACGUCGCAGUGAAAGCGAGCUCCUGCGUAAGAUCGACAAGACAAAGGAACGCAUGCGCAAGAGCUACGAACAAAAGGAACGGCAACACGGAGCUCAUCGUGACCAGUCACCUCGACCGAGCACCUCUCGUGGCGGAGUAUAG
This is a messenger RNA of Ostertagia ostertagi, 501 nucleotides long. The record is from the annotation of a GenBank genome assembly. NCBI's taxonomy places the organism in Eukaryota, Metazoa, Nematoda, Chromadorea, Rhabditida, Trichostrongylidae.